GACAAACCUGCUCAUUUCCCCUUAUCAUUGCCUGACUCCCUCCCCUUGCUGACUCCUUAUCUUCAAGUCCCCGGGUGGGGGAGGACGGGAACACACAUCCCUGCCACCUACCAUUCCCAGAGUUCACUUCCUCUCUCAUUGCCACACAUUUUUACUAACAUCUUUGAAAGGCUUGAGGGCAGCCUGGCCUUGGACUUUAAGUCUCCAGCUCAUUUUCCUCUUUCCUUUCCUUUUAACAGCUUGAUAAUGCUCCAGUUGAUAGCCACACCUUCAAAUGCCCUUGCGGAUGAGCCUGUGUCCAUCCGGGCAAUAGGCCUGCCUCCGUCACAGAUAGUGACCAUCACGGCGACAGCGAAAGAUGAGAAGGAGAAUCUGUUUCAAUCCAAAGCCUUCUACAAAGCUAACGAGGCUGGUGAGGUGGACCUGGAGCAGGCAUCAGCCUUGGGGGGUGACUAUGUAGGGGUCCACCCGAUGGGCCUCUUUUGUUGUCUGAAACCCAAGAGGGCUUUCCAGAGGCUGAUCAAGAAAGAUGUGAUGAACAGCCCCCUUUGCAUCUGUCUGGACCUGUAUGACUCUGUUUGCUUGCUAGAAACAGUCAGAAUUCCACCCAAGGCCAGCCAGAUAGUGCAUCGCUGGUUUGCUGGCCCUGGGGUCAAACGGGAGCAGAUCCGAGAAGGUCGGGUUCGGGGAGCCCUUUUUCUCCCUCCAGGGAAAGGUCCUUUUCCAGGAAUUAUUGAUUUGUUUGGUUUCAUUGGGGGUCUAGUUGAAUUCCGUGCCAGUCUUCUGGCUUCUCGUGGCUUUGCAGUGCUGGCAUUAGCCUAUUUUGCCUAUGAGGACCUUCCUAAGGAACUGUUGGAGGAGGACUUGGACUAUUUUGAGGAAGCUGCCAACUUCCUACUUGCUCACCCCAAGAUCCAACAGCCAGGAAUUGGUGUGAUCUCAGUGAGCAAAGGAGCAGAGAUUGGGCUGGCCAUGGCUUGCUAUCUGAAGCAGGUGGUUGCCACCGUCUGCAUAAACGGGCCCAGUGCCAUCUUCGACUUCCCACUAAGAUACCGGGAUCUGGUGGUGACACCCAUGCGACAAUCCUUGGAAUGGACCCAAAUCCAUGCCUCAGGGGCUGUACGCCUCCGUCACUGUUCGGAUCCCCAGAAUAUGCUGAACCCACACAAGAUACUUCCGGUGGAAAAGGCCCAAGGGAAGAUCCUCUUCAUUGUAGGAGAGAAUGACGAAAGCUUGGCUAGCAAGUUGCAUGCACAGAGGGCCAUGGACCGGCUCCGGAGCCAUGGGAGAAGCAGCGGAAGGAUGCUGGCAUACCCUGGGGCAGGCCACCUCAUAGAGCCGCCUUAUUCUCCCUUUUGCUUUGCAUCCUGGCACUCUGUCUUGGGCAAACCCAUACUUUGGGGAGGAGAUCCCAUCGCUCAUGCAGCAGCUCAGGUGCACUCCUGGAGAGAGAUCCAAAAGUUCUUCAGGCAACACCUCCUUCAGUCUGGAGGCAAACUCUAAAUAGUGUGACCGUGCAGGACAGAGUAAAGGGCAGGUUGUGCGUUAGAGAAGAGGUUGGACUUGGCCUGGGGAUAAAGCAUCAUCGGUUAGGGAUUGCAGGGCAACAGUGGGGAUAGGGGACAGAAUUCUCCUGGCUUUCUUACUCUCACAAUCAUUGCAAUUCAAUUGGAAGGAAACCAGACAAUUUCACAGACCCGGACAUAAUUGCAUCUGAGGUGUUUCUGAUGAAUUUGCAUGUAUUUUGAAAUUUUCUAAAUCAAAUUUUAGGUUGUGUAUUGGAAUACAUCAGUAUUCAGAUAUUGUGAUAUUUUUGCAAACUGAUGAACAUUGUGUAUGUGUAUGUGUGCAUGUGUGCGUGAGUGUGUGUGUGUGUGUGUGUGUGUGUGUGUGUGUGUGUGUGCGUGUGUGUCGAGUUCAGGAUUCAUUUGACCUAGGCAUUUUCAAUCCAAAUAAAAUCUGUAAAACUC
Rattus rattus (black rat) is the source of this 1970-nucleotide messenger RNA. Its product is annotated as acyl-coenzyme A amino acid N-acyltransferase 2. The coding region runs from base 247 to 1503 and encodes 418 amino acids. Gene Ontology annotation, cellular component: peroxisome. Gene Ontology annotation, biological process: fatty acid metabolic process; acyl-CoA metabolic process. The transcript has 3 exons. Lineage: Eukaryota; Metazoa; Chordata; Mammalia; Rodentia; Muridae. Gene Ontology annotation, molecular function: fatty acyl-CoA hydrolase activity. The record is from RefSeq and is a predicted model, not a curated record.